GGCCCCGCCCCAAUCGCCGCCCUCCGCGCGCGGUGCCUGCCGGGAGUCUGGCCAAGGCCCGAGCCGAGGCGCAGCAGGAGGCGCGCGGUGCAUGACUGCAGGAGCCCCGACAGUUCUUCUCUCAGCUCAUCUCCUCCGCUGCUGGGCACAGGAACCUCCCCCCCGCCUGAGCCUUUGGCCCCCCUCCACCCUUCUAUGAUCGGCUCGGCCAUGACCACCUCCCUCGGUGGGCUGGGCUCCCCGUUCCCCGUCAUCAGCUCCUCGAUGGGCUCCCCGGGCCUCCCCGCCACGCCCUCCAUCGGUUACGGGCCCGUCAGCAGCCCCCAGAUCAACUCCACGGUGAACCUCUCGGGACUCCAUUCGGUCAGCAGCUCGGACGACGUCAAACCCCCGCUGGGCAUGAGAGUGGUGUCUGGCCACGCCCACGGCAACAUGAUGCCCGGCAAGCGCCUCUGUGCCAUCUGUGGUGACCGGUCGUCAGGGAAGCACUACGGGGUGUACAGCUGCGAAGGCUGCAAGGGGUUCUUCAAGCGCACCAUCCGGAAGGACCUGACCUACACCUGCCGCGACAACAAGGACUGCGUCGUGGACAAGCGCCAGCGCAACCGCUGCCAGUACUGCCGCUACCAGAAAUGCCUGGCCACCGGCAUGAAGCGCGAAGCGGUGCAAGAGGAGCGCCAGCGCGGCAAGGACAAGGAAGGGGAGGGUGACUUGCCUGGGGGCGGGGCCAACGAGGACAUGCCCGUGGAGAAGAUCCUGGAAGCCGAACUGGCCGUGGAGCAGAAGUCGGACCAGAGCGUCGACGGAUCCGGCACGGGGGGCAGCUCGCCAAAUGACCCCGUGACCAACAUCUGCCAGGCGGCUGACAAGCAGCUCUUCACCUUGGUGGAGUGGGCCAAGCGCAUCCCCCACUUCUCGGAGCUGCCCCUCGAUGACCAGGUCAUACUGCUUCGGGCGGGUUGGAACGAACUGCUGAUCGCCUCCUUCUCCCACCGCUCCAUCUCGGUGAAGGACGGGAUCUUGCUGGCCACGGGGCUCCACGUCCAUCGCAACAGUGCCCACAGUGCCGGCGUGGGCGCCAUCUUUGACAGGGUGUUGACAGAGCUGGUGUCGAAGAUGCGGGACAUGCGGAUGGACAAGACAGAACUGGGCUGCCUCCGCGCCAUCAUCCUCUUCAACCCAGAUGCCAAAGGGCUCUCGAACCCCGGAGACGUGGAGCUCCUGCGGGAGAAGGUAUACGCCUCACUCGAGUCCUACUGCAAACAGAAGUACCCGGAACAGCAGGGCAGGUUUGCCAAGCUGCUCCUGCGUCUGCCGGCGCUGCGUUCCAUCGGGCUGAAGUGCCUGGAGCACCUCUUCUUCUUCAAGCUCAUCGGGGACACCCCUAUCGACACCUUCCUCAUGGAGAUGCUGGAGGCCCCCCACCAGCUGUCUUGACCCCACCACCACGACCACCACGCCAGAGAGUCAGCCGGGAGGGGGGGACCCCCCGCAGGAACACGAGCCCUGGAUCCGCACCCUCGGGACCGCCCCCCUUCUUCGACGCAGCCGACGCACACACACCCCUCAGACGUCCUGCUUCCCGGCCCCCCGCCCUGGCCAGACCCUUCAGAAGAGAUAUGGGGGCGGGGGGCAGAAGUUUCCUCGGACAGCAGGGCUUUUGCAGCGCGGGAAGGCAGGAGCCCCCUCUUCUCGGCUCGCGUGGAACAUUUUUUUUUGGGGGGGGGAGUCUUAUCUGGAUUGUCUUUGCCCCCAAAGCGCACCCCGAGUGCGAGGGUUCGAUCGGAGGAGGAAGAGGCUGCCCCGUGUGUGGGGGGGGUUGGGGGGAGGCUGCCCGCUCACACUCCGCCCGCCACCCAU
Messenger RNA from Gekko japonicus, 1860 nucleotides. It is a transcript of the gene RXRB, whose product is annotated as retinoid X receptor beta. Gene Ontology annotation, biological process: retinoic acid receptor signaling pathway; response to retinoic acid; anatomical structure development. Bases 196 to 1437 code for a protein of 413 amino acids. The record is from RefSeq and is a predicted model, not a curated record. NCBI's taxonomy places the organism in Eukaryota, Metazoa, Chordata, Lepidosauria, Squamata, Gekkonidae. Gene Ontology annotation, molecular function: nuclear receptor activity; retinoic acid-responsive element binding; zinc ion binding. Gene Ontology annotation, cellular component: nucleus; RNA polymerase II transcription regulator complex. The transcript is spliced from 10 exons.